This is a messenger RNA of Helianthus annuus (common sunflower), 1598 nucleotides long. RefSeq names its product F-box/FBD/LRR-repeat protein At5g22660. The record is from RefSeq and is a predicted model, not a curated record. Gene Ontology annotation, molecular function: protein binding. Bases 100 to 1479 code for a protein of 459 amino acids. Lineage: Eukaryota; Viridiplantae; Streptophyta; Magnoliopsida; Asterales; Asteraceae. The transcript is spliced from 3 exons.
ACAUGAGAGGGAGAAAACCCAAGUGUUGAUGUCAUAAAGUUCAGUAUUGGCGGGAAACGUGUAGGCGAUUUCGAUCUCACCAAAUCAACAGAAAGAAGCAUGAAGAAAUCAAAAGGCGAAAAUGAGGUGGUCGAUAUGAUCAACAACUUGCCGGAUCAUAUUCUCCAGUUGAUCCUUUCAGGUCUUCCGACUACCGAAGAAGCAGUUCGAACAAGCAUUCUGUCGACACGAUGGAGGUAUCUGUGGACUUCACUUCCAUCUCUAGACUUAGAUUGCACUCGAAUACUAACAAAUUCUAAAAGGAAUGAAUUCAAAGAGUUUGUGAAACGGAUUUUGGUAGACCAAACCCUAGAUCUGGAGAGCUUUCGUUUAUGUUGUGAAAAUUACUACGAUAUGUCGACGGUAGGGCAAUGGAUUCAUGCCGCAGUUAUGCGAAAAGUCAAAUUACUUGACUUGACCUUUUGCUCUAGGGUUGAUGGUGAGGUUAUCAAGUUGCCCCAUAGCCUGGUAACAUGCGAUUCAUUGGAGGUAUUAAGGUUGUUUUUGUAUUCAUGUCGUUUAAGGUUGCCUGCUGUCACUGGUUUUCCGGCACUUAGGGUUCUUCAACUCAACAGUAUUGAGUUAUUAGACCGCAAUUCAGUACAAGAGUUUUUUAAAAGCUGCCCAUUGCUUGAGGAUUUGAGUUUGAUUGACUGCUUCUCGUACACAAAUAAAAAUCUUUGUAUUUCAUGCCUAAAUCUCAAGUCUCUGAGAAUUCACAAUUGGACGAUAGGUACCUAUGCCAAAAGGUUUGGUUAUGGUAGUUCGUCUGAUAACGAUGGCUUGUGUUUCUGCCUUCAGAUAUGUUGCCCGAAACUGGUGUUUUUCGAGUAUGCAGGUCACUCGGCGGAUGCAUUUUCAUUUGAAAACCUAGACUCCUUGAAGAAAGCUGUGAUUUACCCUGAUGGUACGGUAUCUUUAUUUGGAUCAAUUGGUGCCAACAUAUGUCAGUUGUUUGCAGGAGUUUCUCAUGUGGAAUCUUUGUCUCUCAACCUUUUUUCCCUUAAGGUCAUUAGUCUCGCACGUGACGCGCAUGGAGCUUUCCCGACGUCUCUUCCGAAUCUGAAGACAUUGGAGAUAUCCACAACAAUCGAACACUACACCAUGACUGUAGUCAUGCGGAUCCUCAGAUGUUGUCCCAAUCUGGAGUCUUUCCAUUUGAUUGUUGAAGAGGAAAUUUUAUGGCCCGAAGUAUUGAAGUUUGAUGAAUUCUUAGCUUGUCAUUUGAAACGGGUCGAGUUUCUUGAGUUCAAUGGAGAAAAGCGGAAAGUAGAUAUGGCUCGUUUUUUACUGGAACAUGGAAAUGAGUUGGAGGAAAUGGUUUUCAGUUGGCGUGACAAAGUCAACUACCAUGAAAAGUCAACGGAGACUAUGAAGGAAGUUUCGAAAUUCUACAAGGCUUCUUCAACUGUUAAACUGAUUACUCUUUUAAAAGACUAGGUUUUUUUUAUAAACUGUAAGUGAUGCGUAUAACAUUGCAAAUUGGGCUGGCGUAACUAGAGUUUUUGGUCUCGUGUUGGAUUUGGAUUUUGCAAUGCUCAACCUCUAUGUUUCCUUCA